CGGGGCUACAUAUACAUACAUAUCUGUACUCCGUACAACGCGAACCCAUGUACGGCGCUUCGUGUCUUGCAGUUCUCGUCCUGUUCUUGAAGUCGUUGUCGUCGGUGGACGCGGCGGACUUGCCUCCAGCGUGCAACAUCACGGCAUUCGUCCAAGCGUUUGCGCCAGUGAUGGCCAGUGCCGCGCUGUGCCAAACUGCCACCAACGUGUCGUUCAUGCCCCCCACUGCACCCCUCACCGAUGCCAACGUAGCGCUCGUUUGCGCUGCCUCCGAGUGUAAGCCGCUGAUUCCCGUAAUCAGCCAGAUCCCGCCCUGCUCCAUCGGACCGGUCGACAUGGGCGCGUUCGCCAGCUCCGUCGGGGGGGCGUGCGGCAAUGGCACGCGGACGCCCACGACGCCAUCGCCAAAUCCAUCGACGGCUCCCCCGUCGUGGGUUGCCCCUCCGUUGGGCGGCCUUGUACUAGUAGGGCUAACGCUUUUCAUGGCGAUGUAAUUAUGUUGUGUUGAUUACAGGAGCAACAUGUAUACAUUCAC
Aphanomyces astaci is the source of this 535-nucleotide messenger RNA. RefSeq lists its product as hypothetical. The transcript has a single exon. Lineage: Eukaryota; Oomycota; Saprolegniomycetes; Saprolegniales; Verrucalvaceae. Gene Ontology annotation, cellular component: extracellular region. Bases 48 to 494 code for a protein of 148 amino acids. The record is from RefSeq and is a predicted model, not a curated record.